AUGCAUGAAAAACUCGUAUGUUGGCUGUAUAAUAAAAAAGAUAAUGAUGGAAAUGAUGGUCUUGGUUGUAGACUUUGUGAAAAAUAUAGCAAAAUAACAAAUUCAAAUGGAAAAAUCAAUUUGUGGUGCACUGCAGGUUAUCAGAUUAUGAAAUUAUCAAAAAUCAAAGAACAUAAUAACAAUGAAUCAACUCGUUCAUUUGAAAAAUUAUGCUUGUUGAUUGAAACUCUUGGUGUUACAUUAUUACCAGCAGAAUUAGGUGGUAUUUCAUAUAGAAAUGAUACUGCUGCAUUAGAGUUUUUGAGACAUGUGGCUUCUUAUUUACAUGAAGAAAUUAUCGAAAAGGUUCGACAAAGUCCAUCUAUUGCUUGGAUGCUUGAUGAAAGUACUUCACGUAGCGUAGAGAAAAGUGUUAUAGUUUAUGUCAGAUAUUUUGAUGAAGAUGAAGCUAAAACAAGCUUUUAUGGAAUUAUAGGUUUAGAUGGUGAUGGCGUUAAUAAUGGUGUUGUUGCGAAGUUAAGAGAAGAAUAUGAUAUCGAUUUUGUUGAGCUUAAUACUUGCGCAGCACAUUCAUUUGCAUUAGUUGGAAGUCAUGCUGGAAUCGACAAACAAAUUAAAGAUCAAAAAAUAAAAAAACGUGAUUUAAUUUCAAAAUUGGAAAAUACUAUGGGCAAAAUUUAUCAAUAUUUUGGUUCAAAAUUAAAAUUUAAGAGAUUAUUUCACAUACGUUGGUCAUCAACUCGAGAUUCAAUUAAACCCAUUAUGUUUAAUAUUACACCAACAAAUCAAGCUCUAUUCGCAACACUACAAGAGACGAAAUUCGAUAAAAAGUUAAGCAAAACUGAUCGUGAAACUGCAUCCGAUUUAAUGUCUUCAAUAUUGGAUGAUGAAUUUUUAUUUAUGUUGCAUUUUAAUUAUGAUUUACAUGAAUGUGUUUUAGGAGAAUUGACAAAAUUAUUACAAGAUGAUGAUUUACCUUAUUUUACCUUAAUAAUUAUAUUCAAUGAAAAAAAAAUAUUAAAUAAUUGGCCAUCGCAAAAACAAGAAUCAACAUUUACUUUUGGGACCAUCAUUGACUGA
Molecule: messenger RNA, 1080 nt
Organism: Rotaria socialis
Lineage: Eukaryota; Metazoa; Rotifera; Eurotatoria; Philodinida; Philodinidae
Source: the annotation of a GenBank genome assembly